AUGGAGUCGGGACAGACUGGCGAGGAGAAGGAGCCGGGAAUCACAGAGCUGGACGGCGAGACCAGUAGCGUGAGGUCGGUGGUCGUCGAGGAGGAGGAGGCAGCCUCGUCGCGCAUCCGCAUGCCAGACAAGCAUGUCGUGCUCGAGAAGAUGGCGCUCUAUCAGACGCAGGCGUACCUCUACCUCAUCGCAAGCGACAAGGACGAGCAACGUUUCCGGAUCCUCAAGAUCGACCGCGAGUUCUUCAAGAAGGCUGCGGCGCGACGUGCGGCGGGACAAGCAGUCGACGACAGCGAGAUGGACCUCGACAUCCAGGAAGACGGCAUCGUCUACUCGUUUGCCGAGAAGGAAGACCUGCUCGACACGCUCAAGGCGUGGCCGAGCAACAACUUCAAGGAUCUGAAGCAGCCGUGCUUCGGCAUCGCAGGCUUCGUCCGCUUCUCGUGCACGAUCUGGAUGGUCGUCAUCACGGCCCGUAGCAAGGUCGGCCUCCUCGGCGGUCACUUCGUCUUUCACAGCGAGGGGACCGAGCUAGUCGAGAUCUGCCGGGACAAGGAGGCUGCCGCAGCGAGCAUCGCCGAGGACCAGCGGCACAAGAACGCGUUCACCAGCGUCUACUUGAGUCGCAACUUCUAUUUCAGUCACACCUACGACAUCUCCAACACCUUGCAGAACAACCUCCUCCGCGGCUCGUCGACCCUUCCUCGUCGUGACAAGUGGGUCUGGAAUUGGCACCUCCUCCGACCGCUGCGCAACUCUCUUCCAGCCGACAGCCCUUGGAUCGUCCCGCUCAUCCAUGGCUACUACACCCAAGCCAAGCUCACGGUCUUUCACCGGCAAGUCUACAUCAUCCUCAUCGCGCGAAGGUCUCGGCACUUCGCCGGCGCUCGCUUCCUGCGGCGAGGCGUCAACUCGGACGGCUUCGUCGCGAAUGAGGUUGAGACCGAGCAGAUUGUCUGCGAACCGCUCACAACCCCCUUCUACUCGGCCGCACCCUUUUCUCACGACCACCCGAACCUCGCGCCGUCCCUCCCUCUCCCUCCGCAUUUUCCGACGACGCACCAAUCCCGCCGCCUUUCUCCACGGUACACCUCGCACGUCCAGAUCCGUGGCAGCAUCCCGCUGUACUGGACGCAGGACGCUACGAAGGCGAUCAAACCGCCUAUCGAGCUUGCGCUGCGAGAUCCGUUCUAUACGGCUGCGGCGAAACACUUUGAUGGCUUGUUUGAGCUGUAUGGCGGGUUCUGCAUGGCGCUCAAUCUGAUCAAGCAACACGACGACCGCGAAUCGCUGCUCGUGCCAGAGUUCCGGAGCUGCAUCGACUACCUCAACCAAUUCCUCCCCGACGAGCACAGGAUCGAUUACACGGCUUUCGACAUGUCCGCGGCUAAAGCGGCGGCUUCGGCUGCGGCGGGACCUGGUGAGAGCGAGAGCGACGCACCGAGGAAGAGUGUCACGGACUACAUCGAAGACUUCGCCGAGACUUCGCUCGAAAAGACGGGCUUCUUCCACUCCGGCGAAGGCGGCGGACGGGUGACGCCGAUCGUGCAGCACGGCGUCGUUCGGACUAACUGCAUCGACUGCCUCGACCGCACGAACGCCGCGCAGACCAUCAUCGGCAAAACCGUCCUCGGCCACCAGCUUCACGCGCUCGGCAUCAUCGGGACGCCCUGUCUCCCCGCCCACUCGGACGCAAUCCGGCAACUCGAAGCGAUGUACCUCGAGCACGGCGAUACGAUCGCGGUGCAGUACGGCGGGAGCAAUACCGUCAACACGAUCGACUCGUUCCGUCCUUCUGAGCUGGCUUGGCCGGCUUGGAGCGGGGGAUACUCGAGGGACAAGGUUGAGAACAUGAAGCGCUACUAUGCCAACUCGUUCGGCGACUACGACAAGCAGGCCGCCAUCGAUCUCUUCCUCGGCAUCAAGCCUCCUCUUGCUCCUCCAGCGAUGUGGGAGUACAUCCCCCCUCCCCCUCGCCCCUCUUACCGCGACUGGUACAGCCCGUCUCACCUGUCCAACCCGCACGCCUCGCCCACGGACAUCGCAGCCGGUUUGCAAGCUACAAUCGACGAGGAAGAUGCGCAGGACCCGCUCGACCUGUGGCGACGGUUCUAUCGCGGCGUGCACUUCGAGUCCCUCGCGCCGCAGUUUGCGUUCAAGAUGAUCAGCACGCUCAAAGGUCCCGUCAUGAUUCGCCAAGACGAUAUCACGGUCCAGGCGAGCCCGCUCGUUCCGAAGAUGCCGCGCACCUACUCGCGACGACCGACGACGACGAGUCUGCGCGGGCUGCUCGGCUCAGGCGUCAAGUCUCGUCGGCACAUGCGGAACGAGUCGUCGGCUCCCGAAGCCGCACAGUCCGCCGGCGAUGGCGACUCGGCCUCGGUCAGCCAGAAGUCGACGCAGACGACGACUCUGCCCACCGCGCCAUUCGCCGCCUCGACAGGCCAGCUCGCCGCCGCGCUGCUCAAGCCCGUCACCCGGCCGGACGAAGCGAAAGAAUACGACGCCUGGCUGUCGCAGUUCCGCCACCUCUCGCUCGCCGCGCAGGACCACCUGAGCGAGAAGGACCGGACGAUGUACGAGGCGCACGUCGGUGCGGUCGCAGGACGACGCGGGACGGGCGGAGGGGUCGUCGGCAGGCCUCACGACGUGAGCGAGAAGGACAGGGCGAUCUUUGCUGCUUUCGCGGCUUCUGGCCAGGCUCGAGGAGCGUCUGCGCUUGUCUCGGCGGAAGGUUAG
This is a messenger RNA of Rhodotorula toruloides NP11, 2739 nucleotides long. Its product is annotated as polyphosphoinositide phosphatase. Gene Ontology annotation, molecular function: phosphatidylinositol-3,5-bisphosphate 5-phosphatase activity. Bases 1 to 2739 code for a protein of 912 amino acids. Gene Ontology annotation, biological process: phosphatidylinositol dephosphorylation. The transcript has 14 exons. Lineage: Eukaryota; Fungi; Basidiomycota; Microbotryomycetes; Sporidiobolales; Sporidiobolaceae. The record is from RefSeq and is a predicted model, not a curated record. Gene Ontology annotation, cellular component: intracellular membrane-bounded organelle.